AUAACACCAUUGGUUCUCACUUCCUAUAUGCUCAAUUACACACAUCUCUUCACAACUGUCUGUGUGAUCACAAAGUUUUAAUCUUCAUUCUUCAACACAACCCACCACCAAUGGCAGCCACACUAUCCACCACCAUGGCCAUGCUUAACCCCAACUGCAUGACCACCAACAAACCCUCAAAACCACUCCCCAACAAACCCAUCUCUCUCCUCUCCCUCCAAAACCUACCAAAAUCCCUCACCUUAUCAAAACCAACCAACAUCUCCCUCACCGGAACCGCCAUCGCUGGAGCCGUCUUCUCCACAUUGAGUGCUUGCGACCCCGCUUUCGCAGCGCAACAAAUCGCCGAAAUCGCCGAAGGAGACAACCGCGGGAUCGCGCUUUUAUUGCCGCUUGUUCCGGCCAUUGCAUGGGUGUUGUACAACAUAUUUCAACCAGCAGUUAACCAGAUCAAUAGGAUGAGGACUAAAGGGGUGAUUGUUGGGCUUGGGAUUGGCGGGGGUUUAGCCGCUUCGUCUGGGCUUUUUGCCACGCCUGAGGCUACGGCUAGCGAAUUCGCAGCCAUAGCUGAGGCUGCUGCUGCUAAUGACAACAGAGGACAGCUUUUGUUGAUUGUUAUUGCACCUGCUAUUCUUUGGGUGCUUUACAACAUCUUGCAGCCUGCUCUUAACCAGAUCAAUAAAAUGAGAAAUUGAUUAGAUACAUCAUAAAUGGGGUUGUAAUUGCUUUUCUUGAUCAAUGAUCAUCAACUUUUCUUGUAAUAUAUAAAUCUUCUUUCUUUUUCUUCUUCCCUA
Helianthus annuus (common sunflower) is the source of this 794-nucleotide messenger RNA. Its product is annotated as photosystem II core complex proteins psbY, chloroplastic-like. Bases 111 to 695 code for a protein of 194 amino acids. The record is from RefSeq and is a predicted model, not a curated record. Gene Ontology annotation, molecular function: manganese ion binding. NCBI's taxonomy places the organism in Eukaryota, Viridiplantae, Streptophyta, Magnoliopsida, Asterales, Asteraceae. Gene Ontology annotation, biological process: photosynthesis; cell redox homeostasis. Gene Ontology annotation, cellular component: membrane; photosystem II; chloroplast thylakoid. The transcript has a single exon.